This is a messenger RNA of Phlebotomus papatasi, 4840 nucleotides long. It is a transcript of the gene NKAIN, whose product is annotated as sodium/potassium-transporting ATPase subunit beta-1-interacting protein. The transcript is spliced from 5 exons. Lineage: Eukaryota; Metazoa; Arthropoda; Insecta; Diptera; Psychodidae. Gene Ontology annotation, biological process: regulation of sodium ion transport. The record is from RefSeq and is a predicted model, not a curated record. The coding region runs from base 331 to 1560 and encodes 409 amino acids.
CACUGACUCCGAAAAAAAACAGUUGUGCUCGAGACUUCACUGCGAUUUCCUGUGUUAGCAAGUGCCUUCUGAAUUUUAAGCUUUUUCACGGAAUAUCCGCAAUCGUAGUGACAAAAUUGCGUAUUUGCGAGAAAAUGUAGGUGCUUUGGUGCAAAUUGGUGUAUUUUGUUUACAGAAAAGUGGCCAAAAAAGUGAAUGAAAAGUGUGUUUAAAAACAAGUGAACCACCAACAAUGAACGAAACAAGUGGCUUUCUUGCCAUCAAAAGAACAUUUUUGCCAUUUUAGCGGAUAUGUAAUGAGGAGAGCAGAGAUUGAGAGACAAUAAUGUCAUGGGAUCGUGCACGAGGAGACACUAUUUGCUGGCGAUAUGCAUCCUGCAAUUGCUCACCAUCAUCGAGCGACAAGUUAUGGACUUCCUGGGCUACAUGUGGGCACCGAUUCUUGUGAACUUUUUCCACAUAAUUUUCGUGAUCUUUGGCUUCUUCGGUGCCUAUCAAUUCCGUCCCAAGUACAUUGUGACCUAUUCCGUAUGGAAUUUCCUCUGGAUCGGAUGGAAUAUCUUUCUGGUGUGUUUCUACCUGAAUGUGGGAUCUCUGGAUCGGGAGAGUGAUAUGCUAAAUCUUGGCACUGGAAGUUUCUCAUGGUUUCUAAUCAAUGGAUAUGGGUGCAAGCCAACUUAUCCGACAAAUAUCACCUCUGAAGAUCCUUUUAGGCCCAUAAGACCGGAAAAAGUUGACAAUUGCCUCUUGGAAUAUCAUACCGUUGAAGUUAUUCAUUCAUCAAUUCAAAUAAUUCUGGCUAUUCUGGGAAUCAUUGGAGCAAUAACCAUUGGAAAAAUUUUUAUUGAGGAGGACGAUGAUCGUUUCGAUUUCAUGGGUGGAGACGCCAAGAGUCCACAGCAUACAGCUGUUCAUCCAAUGUACGUGAGCUACACCAGUUUACCCACAAGUGGUACAUUGUCAAAGAGUAAUACUGACACCCCAAAACGGGGAUUUACAACGGAUGAGGCUAAGGUAUCUCUGGCAAGUCUUGAGAUGCGUCCUCAUAUAAAGUACACCGAAUUGUCUACUGAACAUCUGAUGGAGGCAGAAAAUGGGGGUCAAUUUACGGGGAUUGAUGAUUUAGAUGAGGAAAUGAGGGAUUUCUAUGCAGUGGAAAAUUUAGCUACGGUAGACAAGAGCAAUCGUAGCCGACGAGCAGUUUUUGAAGUGCCCAAGAGAGACUUUGAUCCUCCAAAAAUCUAUCGAGCAUAUGCAUUGCCACCUCCACCGCCUCAUCUUGUUGCUGCGGCACCCAAGAGCCCAGAUUUUGAGCCAUAUCGCAUGCCACAGGUACAUGGUACCAAAUCACCCCAAUUGAAAACUCGAAGACGCUACGAGAGGCAUCAUGUCCCAAUAAAUUCCGGCAACUACUGUGACCAGAUUCGAGAUACUCCACCAGGGUAUUUUUAUCCAGCCGGUGAGGCUAUUCAGCGUGCCAAAUCUCAUGAUCGCCUAUCGCAUCGUGCUAGGCGAUCCAGCCAAGGAUCCCGACCGAGAUCCUUCUGCAGCAACAACUAAUAUGCUCCUUAGAUCAAUGCCUUAUUCUUUCAUUUUUUGUGGAUGAGACAAAAUACUUUGAGGUGCUUUUUAUCGAACAAAAAAAGAAGAAAAAAAAACAUUUUUCAUACACGAUAAGGGAGACUGGGGUAAAAAGUAACAAAUUGAAAAUUUGAAAAUUCAAUAUCUUCCAAGAUAAAAAAGAUAGCGACUUGAAAUUUUUUCCAUAGAUGGCCACCAUAGACCUUCUUCAAAGUCGUAAGUUUCUUGGAAUUUGAACAAGGAAUUCAGAAAAUAAAAAAAAAUAUUGAAAUUUUUAGCCCUAUUUUUGAAAUGUUUUCCUUGCAACAGAUAUCAAUUUUUACCUAUUUAUUUUCCAAAAUUGAUGCACUGUUGAGUAUUUCCUAAAUGAUUUGAAUUCUUUGAAUACGGAACCACUAUCGAUUUUAGAAUUACACAAAAGUUCUUUUCUCCAGAAAUCCUUUUAUUAAAAAUAGCCACUUGGGGCAAAAAGUAACAAAAGGUAUAGAGCAAAAAGUAACAAAGACCGAAGCAAUUUCUGACGUCUCACGGCGAGAAGAGGCAUCAUUUCCGCAUCUCGCCGCUUUUAUUUUCAUUGGUCAAACGAUUAGCAGUCUCGUGUGUAUUUUUUUCUAAAAUAGCUUGAAAAGCGCUUUUAUCGUUCAGAUAGGGUAGAGUUAGUACUUUUUCGCCAGUAAGCACUUUUUCGCCAUCUACAAAUAAAAUCAUUUUUUAAGGGAAUUAUGAGCUCAUGAAACUACGAAAUGAGUAUUAUUUCAUGAUCUCUAGUCUAAUGCAUCAAGAAACCAUAUCAUGCUCCUUACCGACUAGAUUAUUUGCAAGUUAUGAAAAGAAAUUCUCGACAAGGUGAACAAUCAUCAAAAAAAUAUGGAGUUCUUAAGAAAAACUUGUCAACGCUAAGAGAAACUGUCUUGCAUUAUUUUAUGUUUUUGCUGUACAGUAGGGUAAAUGUGCCAAAUUUCGGCAUAGUUGCAUGCAAGUGUUAAAGUCUCAAGUUUGAAAUGUAAUAUUUUAAAUAUAAAUUGAUUCUUUUUAUUCUUCCUUCUGAAAGAGUGUUGCUUGGAACCUUGUAAAGAGUUUACCGUCUUUAUUUACUCUAAAAUCAUUCUUAAUACAUUUUAAAAUGAAUAAAAAUAUAGACAUAGCUUUGGUGCCCUAUUUCGGCCACCUUCAUUCUCAUAGUUCCUUGUCCUUCAGGAAUUCUUCCAAUAUCUUUUUCACGUCAUCUCGUUUGUCGAGCUGCACUUUUUGCUAUUCUUUUGCAUUGUAUAAUCUCUAAAGAGUAUGUAAAAACUAAAAAUUCAUGGAAAUUCGAGGAACAAAAAAUGUGGCCGGAAUUGCAAGCUGGCCGAAAUUUGGCACACUUACCCUAUGUGAUAUUUUUCACUAAAACUCAAUCUCUUAUUAACUAAACUUUGUUGUAAGAUCAUUUUUAAUAAUGUUUUUUUUUUAAAAAUUAAUGAAAUUCGGAUGUGGUGAAAAGGGCUUACUUUUCCGGCUGCGUAAGUACUUUUCGCCACUCAUUUUUUCCAAGUAUUUUACAAGUGGCGAACCUCGCGGAUUAUAGUCGAAACAGGCGUGAUUUUCGAUCGAUUUUUUGGUCCAAAUAAAAAAUGUGCAAAAAUCAUUUCAAAUAUUCUAAUAAUUGUCCAGUAUCGGUGUUAUAUAAAAAAAAGUACUGUACCGUGUAUUUUGGGAGUUUCAGACAGCUGCUGUUUCUUAAAAUUCGAUUAAAAACAAGUGGCGAAAAAGUGCUUACACAAUGGCGAAAAAAUGUUUACAAAGUGGCAAAAAGUACUGAAACAUGCAUUCUUGUAGGAAUUGUAUUUUUUCAACUCGAUGCCCAAAAAUUCCUGGGAAGUCUCCUGGUUUAAUAGAGAGACAAGGCUUCAAAGCAUUUGUACAAAAAAUUUCAUUUUAUUUCGACAAAAAUUGGAAUAAUUACAAGAGUAUCAAACCUUAAGGUGGCGAAAAGGGCUUACUCUACCCUAGAGAAAACUGUGUUUUACAAAGGUGUAGAGGAAUAAAUUUCCUAUGAAAAUAUGUCACCUAACUAUUUUUUUUUUAAUUUACGAAAGCUCGUAAUAAAGCAAUCAAAAUGUAAUAAUAUCCCAUACCUGCUACUGUUUGCCCCAGCAUUUUUGAGAAUGGUCGCAAAAUUACCUUUUAGAAAACAGCUCGAUAAAUGUAUUUCCUUACAAAAUAGAGGAAAAUGACUUUCACAAAAUUGUAGAGCAGUAAAUUUCCUAUAAAACUGCACUAAUCAGAAUUUCUGGGGCGCUAGGGGUGCUUGUAAAAAAAUAUUCGUUUUGUUACUUUUUGCCCCAGUCUCCCCUAUUGACAAACGCUGAAAUUUUUCGUAUUUGAGUAUUUUCUUUCAGUGAAAAAAAAAGAAAGAAGUGCGUGAUAUAAUGAUGUUUUAGCAAAUAUUUUAACACUAUUUUAUCUGCCUAGCGAGAGAAUGCUGAUGGGAUUUUCCAACAUUAUCUCGCAUAUUAUGAGAUUUAUACCCAAAUCACGAUAAACAAAUUUUUUGAAGGAUAUUUCUGCUGUAAAGAAAUCUUCUAAAUUCCUAUUGGCGUUACCUAUUUGAAUUUUUUAUCAAAAUAGGAAGACAAGAUUUUUAAUAAAGUCAUUUUGGAUCCUUUUGCUUCCUCUUGGCUUUUUAAUCUUAGCUCCGGCACACCUUUUAGAUCAGGAAAAUUUCAUGAAGUCGAAAUUCGAAACCCUCUCUUUCUAACAUGUUUUGGAUAUGACUUAUCUCAUUCUUUCGAAUACCAAAUUCGAUUGAGCUAAAAUUGAAUUUAGAGUGAUGUUUAAGAGAAGAAAGAAGAGUGCGAGAGAAUGAGAUAGACAUAUGCAAAACAUGUGAGAAAGAAAUGGGUCCGAAAUUCGACUUCAUGAAAUUUUCUUGAUCUGAAAGGUGUGCCGGAGCCAUUACAUCAGAAAAUUCUCUUGAAAAUUUUGUCAAUGUGACUAUGGGAUCUUAAUGUAAUUGUUGGAUAUAAAAUAAUUCAUAGUUUAUUGAUAAAAAAAAAAGAAAAAAAAGGACUUUAGAGCGAGGAUGAAAAGACACUUUGCCUUGAACAAAUUAUAUUGUAGAAUUAAUCAAUAUUUAGAGUUACUAGUUAAUAACUGUAGAUGAUUAACAAUUGUUGAUUAGUUUGAGAACAUCGAAAAAAAAGAAAUAUUGUGACGAAGAAUAUUGAAAAAAAAAUAAGUAAUAAAAGUUGGAAAGUAUUUUUAUGCUGACAAUGCA